Messenger RNA from Elephantulus edwardii (Cape elephant shrew), 1845 nucleotides. RefSeq names its product iduronate 2-sulfatase-like. NCBI's taxonomy places the organism in Eukaryota, Metazoa, Chordata, Mammalia, Macroscelidea, Macroscelididae. Gene Ontology annotation, molecular function: iduronate-2-sulfatase activity. The transcript is spliced from 10 exons. The record is from RefSeq and is a predicted model, not a curated record. Bases 1 to 1845 code for a protein of 614 amino acids.
AUGGAAGGAGCGGAGCCUGCCUUCCAGGAGCGCCCAGCCCAGCAUCCCCGGAUCGGGAUCGAGAGGAAUGUGCUCCGGAAGUCCCAGGGCAAGGGAACCGAGCGGCGCAGGCGGCGGCGGAGGCAGCGGUGCCGUGGCCUUGUGGCCACAGGCGGCCGCUGCCGUCCUGCGGGGCGGCCCGGAGCCGAGGUGCCGCCGCCAUGGCCGGCCCGGGGCCUGCUCGGGCUGGGUCUGGUGCUGGCCUCCGUCGGCGCGGCCCUGGCAUCAGUGGCGCAGAGGAACUCGACCGCAGAUGCUCUGAAUAUCCUGUUUAUUGUCGUGGAUGACCUGCGCACCUCCCUGGGCUGUUACGGGGACAAGCUCGUGAGGUCUCCAAACAUUGACCAGCUGGCAUCGCACAGCCUCCUUUUCCAGAAUGCCUUUGCCCAGCAAGCAGUGUGCGCCCCGAGCCGCGUGUCCUUCCUCACGGGAAGGCGGCCUGACACCACUCGCCUCUAUGACUUCAAUUCCUACUGGAGGGUGCAUGCUGGCAACUUCUCCACCCUCCCCCAGUACUUCAAAGAGAAUGGCUAUGUGACCAUGUCGGUUGGAAAAGUCUUUCACCCUGGAAUAACUUCCAACCACAGUGACGAUUCUCCUUAUAGCUGGUCCAUUCCGCCCUACCACCCCUCCUCUGAGGUGUACGAAAACACCAAGACUUGCAGGGGGCAAGAUGGACAGCUGCACGCCAACCUGCUGUGUCCUGUGGAUGUGGUGGAUGUGCCGGAGGGCACCUUGCCUGACAUGCAAAGCACUGAGCGGGCCAUCCAGCUAUUGGAAAAGAUGACAACAUCGAGCAGGCCUUUCUUCCUGGCUGUUGGGUACCACAAGCCGCACAUCCCUUUCAGAUACCCCAAGGAGUUUCAGAAGUUGUAUCCCUUGGAGAACAUCACCCUGGCCCCUGACCCUGAGGUGCCUUCUGGCCUCCCUGCUGUGGCCUACAACCCCUGGAUGGACAUCAGGGAGCGGGAGGACGUGCAGGCUUUGAAUGUCACCGUGCCCUAUGGCCCCAUUCCUGUGGACUUUCAGCGGAAGAUCCGUCAGAGCUACUUCGCCUCUGUCUCGUACUUGGACACUCAGGUCGGCCGCCUUUUGAACGCGCUGGAGGAUCUGCAGCUGGCCAGCUCCACCAUUGUUGUGUUCACUUCCGAUCACGGGUGGUCACUCGGUGAACAUGGAGAAUGGGCCAAAUACAGCAACUUCGAUGUCGCCACUCGCGUGCCCCUGAUGUUCUAUGUUCCUGGUAGGACAGCUUUGCUUCCAGGGACAGGCGCAAAGCUUUUUCCUUACAUCGACCCUUUAGAGUCCAGCUCGGAACUGAUGGAGCCAGGCAGGCGGACUGAGGAACUCGUGGAGCUUGUCUCUCUCUUCCCCACGCUCGCUGGCCUGGUGGGACUGCCACUCCCACCCCGAUGCCCUGUGCCCUCCUUUCACGUGGAGCUGUGCAGAGAAGGCCAGAACCUUCUGAAGCAUUUUCAGUUCCAUGACUCGGAGGAGGAUUCGGACCUCCAUGGUAACCCCCGCGAGGCCAUUGCCUACAGCCAGUACCCACGGCCUGCAGACUCCCCUCAGUGGAAUUCUGACAAGCCGAGUUUGAAAGAUAUAAAGAUCAUGGGCUAUUCCAUCCGCACCAUAGACUAUAGGUAUACAGUGUGGGUUGGCUUCAGUCCUGAGGAAUUUCUGGCUAACUUUUCAGACAUCCAUGCUGGGGAGCUGUAUUUUGUACAUUCAGACCCACUGCAGGAUCAUAAUGUGUAUAAUGACUCCUAUGGUGGGGAACUGCUCCCCUUAUGGAUACGGCCUUGA